Messenger RNA from Xenopus tropicalis (tropical clawed frog), 1993 nucleotides. It is a transcript of the gene nsun6, whose product is annotated as NOP2/Sun RNA methyltransferase 6. The record is from RefSeq and is a predicted model, not a curated record. The coding region runs from base 399 to 1802 and encodes 467 amino acids. Lineage: Eukaryota; Metazoa; Chordata; Amphibia; Anura; Pipidae. Gene Ontology annotation, molecular function: methyltransferase activity; RNA methyltransferase activity; RNA binding. The transcript has 13 exons.
CAGUUCGGCGAUGUUUGUUUAAUCUGCUGUAGAAGCGUGGUUACACUUUUGUAAUAUUUUUAUAUUAAACCCAGGGCGCGAACAUCAUAUAUUGGAAUUAGUAGCGAGGACGGCAAUUGUUGCCCAAAUCCAAUAUGGAUUUUGGGAAACGGUGACGUAGAAAAACUUCCGGCAUAUAAUUUAAUCCCUGCGCUGACUCAAGUGUUCGAAGUGUGUCGGUUCUUUGCGUUCAGAUAGAUGUUAGAUUGAUGCCAUGAUAGAUAAGUGGUGCAUAUAGCAACAAAUAAAUUCUAGCCGGCAAUCCUUCUGCAGUCUGGAUGCUGAUGUUGCUAGAAGGAAGGGCAGAUGCAUAAUUGUACCAAAUAUUACAUUAAAGAAGGGACUAUCUAUAGCGCAACAUGGCCUUUUUCCCCAAGAUACUAUUGAGGAGUGAAUUAGAAAGCUAUCUGCGUAAUGUGUAUACUAACAAAGAGUUAGUGGCAGUCAUUGGUGCUCCUGAAGCAGAAAGCCUCUUUGAAAACUUACUGAAUCACCUGGCCCAUCCUCCAUCUUUUACUACUGUUCGGGUUAACACUCUUUCCACUUCAAUAGAAAAUGUGAAGUCACUUCUGCUGGAUGAAAUCCAUCAGCAAUUCCCUGGUGUGAAUAUCCCAAUUUUACAGCAUCCAGUUCUUCAUGACCUCUUACUAAUUCCAGUCAUUGGUCCAAGGAAGACCCUGAAGCACCACCCUGUACAAGUUAUUGUUGGAGCCCAGUGUGGAAACGCUGUCCUUAGGGGAGCACAUGUCUAUGCUGCUGGAAUUGUAUCAGCUUCUAAAUGGAUGAAAGCUGGAGAUGAAGUCUCUGUGUUUUCUGAUAUAGAAGGAAAAUGUAAAAGGGGAGCCAAAGAAUUCCUUGGAACAAAAAUCUUCAUUGGGAACGGUGUUUCAGAGCUGAGCCGAAAUGAAAUCUUCUGUAGCAACAACCCAGUAAAGGGGAAAGGAAUCAGAAUGACAGAACCAGUAUAUUUAAGUCCAUCCUUUGACAAUGUGCUUUCGGGAUAUAUCUUUCUGCAGAAUUUGCCCUCUGCGGUGGUAAGUCACGUGCUGAAUCCACAGCCAGGAGAGAGGAUAUUAGAUAUGUGUGCAGCACCCGGGGGAAAGACCACGCACAUCGCCACGCUCAUGAAGGACCAGGGAGAAGUUAUAGCCAUGGAUAAAAUAGCCAACAAAGUAGAGAAAAUCAAACACAAUGCAUCAGUGCUAAAGCUCAAGUGCAUCAAGGCUUUCUGCUUCAACAGCACCAAGGCAGUGCGAGAUCAGAAUUCUCCCAGUGAACAAGGAGACGGGCCUCCAUUCCUCCCCAAGUCCUUUGACCGAAUUCUGUUGGAUGCUCCAUGCAGUGGAAUGGGUCAGAGGCCAAACAUGGUCUGUCCAUUUUCCUUAAAGGAACUGACAUCAUACCAGCCCCUACAGCGCAAGCUCUUCACUGCGGCAGUUGAGUUACUAAGACCCGGCGGGACGCUAGUCUACAGCACGUGCACUGUAACAUUAUCUGAGAAUGAAGAACAGGUUGCCUGGGCGCUGAAAACCUUCCCAUGUCUUGAGCUUCAGCCACAGGAACCCCAUGUUGGAGGGGAAGGUAUGUUGGGCGCCGAGUUGUCCCCAGACCACCUGAAGCUGCUGCAGAGAUUUGACCCGUGCCGCUCUGAGUUCUGCAGCGUCGAUCUCAAUCAUUGCUCAGCUGAGCACAGCAACACCAUCCCAUUGGCAAAUAAGGACACUAUAGGGUUUUUUAUUGCUCGCUUUGUAAAGACAAGAUAAAAAGGACCAAUAUUUUUUUAAAGACAGUAAAGCGUUGUCUAGGCAUGGAAUUCAGAGUGCAACCAUGUUACCAUGCCGACAAGUGAUUAAACUGGUUGCCAUGGAAGCAGACAGUCUGCCAGCUGUUCAUUUCACAAUCCAUUCUUGCAGCCACAGGUUAAAUAAAGAAAUGAUUUCAGUUUUUAUCUAAA